CCUCGCUGACCAGUACAUCCGCGAAAAGUGCCAUGCAAAGCGACCCAGCGUCGCGCCCAGACCAGAACGUCGACCACGAUGCGGACUCGGACUCGCUCUUCGGCUCGCCCCCGCCCUCGCCGCGCGGGAGAGGUAGGUCACCAUCUCCGCUAGCCCUGCCGGGCGCGGCUGGCUCUGCACAAAACGUGGGGACCCUUGCACUUCCUGGUUCCCAUCUUGUCGCUGAAGCAUCAGUCCAUCCGUCAGCGUCAUCGCCGUUGAGUGUUAAUGACCGCGCAACGAACGUCGCGCCCCCGCCGCGUGCGCAGAGGGCAUGGCAGGCGGGCGCUCACCCGGUAUGUACACGGCCUGCUGCUGGACACGUUGCGCACGGAGGUGCGGUAGCCGACGCUUCCCGCGCUUCAUCCGGGCAGCGUAAGUCGAAGAAAGGGAAGGAGAAGGCGGUGGGAGGCUUUACUUCUCGCUCGUCCACUCCGCGGCCUGCCGCGCCGCCCAUACCUAUCCCCUCGCCUGACGAGCCGGUCCCGCCGAACUUCCUACGCAACCAGCAAGCCCUCCUGGGAGUAGCAGGCCUCGUCGGUGGCGUCAACCCAUCUCAGCUCGCCCCGCAGCCUGGAACCACUGCAGGCAACCCCAUCGUGCUCGAUGAAGACGACGACGAUCAGCCACGUACUAUCGGUCGCCGGCCUCUCGCAGACAGCACGGUCCCCCCACUUCCUACCGCUCGCGGUCCAGAAAUACUCCAAACUCUAGCUCGGCAAGGGAACGUCCUUCCUCUGGUCGAGUCACUCGUCCGCCUCCUCGCGGGCACCGCUACCACUGCCGCCCCGCUGCCCAAGCGCCUCGAACGCACCGGAUGGGAGCGUCACAGACCUACAGAGGCUCCGCCUCUCAAGCGUCGCAAGCUCAAUACUGUACCGGCGGGCGCGAGCGACUGGGACGUGCCGUACCCGUUCCAGGACGGUCAGGGCCCGGCGGACUAUCACACGACGUGGGCGAAGGAGCGCGCGCGCCGGCUGGUGAGGGAGCUGGUCGGCCUGGUGCGCGACGCCGCGAAAAAAGCGGCUGUCAAGGGAUACCUGCAGGAGCAGGAGCGCGCAAGGAAACGGAAGUGGAUGGACGAGCGGGGCUGGCAGGGAAGGGUUGGCGGCGAUCAACACGGCGGCAGGACGCAGCUCUAUUGCAUGGAAGAUGGCCUGUUUCAGGCGAGGGCGAGGAGUGUCGCUCCGGGUGUUGGACCUCCGGCUUUUGGUGUUGGGCUGAGUGCUCCGACGCAGUCUGCUAUGAUGGCGUCGAGGCAGACGAUGAGCGAGCCCCCACUGCGACAGGUAUCUCCGGCCCCUUCGCUGUCGGCGUCGUCGGCGUCGAUCAACCAAUGGUUGGCGUCAAUGCUGGCGAGCACGCCGCCUACCGUGGAAGAGCAAGGUCAAGUAGAGCCCGGUGCACCGCAAGCUCCUCAAGAUGUAGCAUCUCUGGCUGGGUCGUCUGCUCAAGAACAUGCUGAAGGUACCAAUAAUAACCAGUACUUCGACGACUGGCUGGCGCUACUCGAGUCUAUCCCGCCUGGGGAUCCGAAUGACCCCUCUGCUCUCCCGGAUUUGCGGAACGUCCUGGAUGACUUCGCUGCUGGUGUGCCGGCCGACGGCUCUGCCAACGCGUAUGGGGCCUCGGGCUCAGGCCAGGGCAUGGACACCUUCCCUGACUUCUUCCUCGACCCGGCUCUAUUCGACGCGCCUGUCUUCCCUGAUACACCCCCUGCACAACCCCACCCCCCAUCUGCACCACCAAAUUCCUUUCCUGACUUUGCCCAAUCUGCACUCCCCGCACGGAACCAUCCGACCGCCGACCCGAAGUACCUCUCGCCGAUCGUCCCCGGGCCGAGCGCCACGCCGAGCCUGACGGGCUCGCCGCUCGCGUCGACCGCGUCGCUCGCGGACGCGGAGCAGAGCCCGGCGACGCCGGAGUGGGCGUGGUCGUUCGGCGAGCUGGGCGGCGGUGGGGGCGCGGCGGCUGGGCUGGGCGGCGUGGAGCUGGGGUUGACGGGUGCGGAUGGGGAGGGCAUCGUUGUGGGUGCGGAGGAGAUGAGGGAGUUUGAGAAGGUGCUGGAGGCGUGUGGGCCGGGGGCUGUGAGCGUGCCCGCUGGGGCAGGAAUCAGGGACGUGGACGAGUCGGGGCGCGGGCGAGAUGCGAUGGACGUGGAUGGUGUUGGGACGGGUAGGGGGUUGCCUGGCGUCGCGGAAGAACAGAUGCAAGACGGGCAGGUCACCGGUACAGGACAGACGGCCUCCGGGCAAAUGCCAAAUGGUGGUCAAACAUCGCAGGCGGAGGUGGACGAGUCGGACCAGCCGUCAAUCCAGUGGUUAUCGACAGCAGAGCAAGCGCAAUUGCAACUGCCUGACGGUCCAUCUCUUCGAAACAUCUCUCCUGCCUUCCUGCCCGCCCAUUCCACUCAACCCAUCGCAGGACCGUCAUCCGCGUCGCCGGGCGCGGGAGCCCAACCUUCCGCCGGCUCAUGCACACCACAGCUAGCUACCCUCGCCACCGCCGCGCUCGCCCCGCACACUGCGCCGUCCCCGCUCAACGCGCUCAGCUCGCUGCUCGCGCUGACGAGCGCGUCGAAGCCCGCGGGCACGGGCACGAGCCGGCUGACACGCGCGGGGGUGCUGCAGCGCGCGAAGGCGAUGCGGCGGGACCUGGAGCGGGCGCGAGAGAAGGCGCGGGUCGAGCUUUGGGAGACGACGGUGGAGGGGGCGUGUUUGGUGGGCUUGGGGAGGGAGGUGGCGAAGAUGGGGACGGGUGAGGGGAUCCGGAAUGGGGUGGGUAGGCAGAUGGGAUUGGGGACUGACUCGUGAGUAGCUGUGGGUGGGGAAGUAUUCUAUGUCGUCGAUGUGUGCGGCUUAAUGUCUUGAUGUGGUACUUUAUGAGGAGCACUCAAUGCCAUGAUGAG
This is a messenger RNA of Rhodofomes roseus, 2947 nucleotides long. RefSeq lists its product as uncharacterized. NCBI's taxonomy places the organism in Eukaryota, Fungi, Basidiomycota, Agaricomycetes, Polyporales, Fomitopsidaceae. The record is from RefSeq and is a predicted model, not a curated record. The transcript has 2 exons. Bases 33 to 2852 code for a protein of 939 amino acids.